ACUUCAAAUACAGAAUGUAUAAUAGUCCAAAUUCAACUUUGGCGAUUCAAGUGAGUCUCGUUGAUUCAAACAUAAGUGGUUAAGCAUAACAUAAAAGUAACUUCACUUGAGCCUAACGUGUAACAUCUUGAAUUUUCUAGUCAUUCUGAAAAAUUUUAAAAAAAGAAUGUAAAAGAUUAGAAACGCGUCAAUCUCAGGCCGUGGCACGUCUAAAUCUAGCAUGACAAUGCUAAAAAAAUCAUUUUUAUAUCAAAACCAGACAAUAAAACUCGGCCAACAGGCUUGGCUCUAUCAAACCCAGACAAUAAGUCCUUUUUUUUUUUUUUUGCUUUAUCCCCCGCUGUCGACGUGACAACUCCACACAUUGCCACGUCAGCGUUGGAAUUAUGAGUUCAUUAUGAAUAGAAGAUCAGUUUUGUAUGACCAUCAGUUGAAGAAUCAUGAAUGCUAUUUGUUAUUUGAACAUUUUUCAUGCAGGUUUUGUUGACAUUGAAAGCACUAAUUCUUGAUCAAAUAUUUGGGCUUGUAGGUUUUGUUGGCAGCAGGGACAGAUACAUCAUCUGGAACAAUGGAAUGGGCAUUGUCCCUUUUAUUGAAUAAUCCAGAAGUCUUGAAGAAGGCACAAAAGGAAAUCGAUGAUCACGUUGGACCAGAGCGCUUAAUAGAUGAAUCGGACAUGGCUAAUCUUCCGUAUUUACACUGCAUUAUAAAUGAGACAUUGCGAAUGUAUCCUCCGGGCCCUCUGCUAAUUCCUCACGAGUCUUCAGAAGAUAGUGUUAUCGGAGGAUAUCGCAUACCAGGAGGAACUAUGCUGCUAGUGAACUUGUGGGCUAUACAAAACGAUCCCAAGAUUUGGGAUGAUUCAAGAAAAUUCAAGCCUGAACGAUUUGAAGGCCUUGAAGCAACAAGAGAUGGAUUCAAAUUGAUGCCAUUUGGUUCUGGGAGGAGAGGAUGUCCUGGGGAAGGCUUAGCUGUGCGCAUGGUCGGGCUGGGUUUGGGAUCAGUUAUCCAAUGCUUUGAUUGGGAAAGAGUUGGGAAGGAGCUGGUUGACAUGGCUGAAGGCACGGGGCUAACCAUGCCUAAAGCUCAACCUUUAAUAGCUAAGUGCACCCCUCGCCCUGUGGGAGCUAAGCUUUUUUCUGUUUGAAAUGUACUUUUUUUUCUUUAUUUCUUCGAUAUAUGUUUUCUUUAGAACAUGUCUCCGCUUACUAUUUUACUACAAGAGGGAUUGAGAAAUUAGAUUGUUGAUCUAUUUCGAAGAAUAUCUACAUAAUUUAGUUUUUCCCAUGAAAAAAUAUUAUACAGUCAGGAUUGUUUAUGACCACAAUUAAAGGGAUAGGCAUUUCCCUACAUAUUUUAACGUAUUCUGGAUUUGUUUCCAUUA
Molecule: messenger RNA, 1384 nt
Organism: Olea europaea var. sylvestris
Lineage: Eukaryota; Viridiplantae; Streptophyta; Magnoliopsida; Lamiales; Oleaceae
Product: cytochrome P450 81F3-like
Exons: 1
Coding region: 569-1147 (192 amino acids)
Molecular function (GO): iron ion binding; monooxygenase activity; heme binding
Source: RefSeq, a predicted model, not a curated record